UCCUCCUCCGCUGAGGAGGCCCUUAUUUGAAGAAGAUAUAAAGAUCCAAUGGAUACUAUGAGUCCUGUCCUGUACAUCAAUGCCCUUUGGGAACGUACUUAUCAAUACAGCUGUAACAAUGUCAAUGAGGAUAGCUAAUUAUGCUCAGAUAUAACGAUAGCAAACAAAGUCUCAUAAUAGUACACUGUAGUUCAUGGCGAUUCACCUGCAGGUCGAGCACCCCUCUCGUUGCCUCAGGCAUAAAAACGAUAGCUCCAUUUCGGGUCUAGCGCCACCAGCUCCGAGGCCAUCCCCAAGAUCCAGACUCCCUUAUCUCAAAGACCACUUCAACUGCACAACACCAUUACUUCCACGUGCUGGAAAAUGUCCUACGCCGUUGAAACGAAGAAGCGCAAGUUUCAUCGGGUUCUCGAGUCUCUAACCAAACCUACAACCUCCGAGUCCACAAAAUCAGCUACCGCCGAAGCGCCUGCAACCAUUCGAGACGCAUCGAACAAAAAAGCCCGUCUAGAUGCGCCCGGCUUCUCACUUGCACAAAACUCACUUCUAAAGGUCGCACGCCCUAGCUCCAGAGAUUCGUCGUCAUCGUCAACCUCGCGGCCCAGCUUUGUUCCUUGGGAUCGCGAACGUUUCCUCGAGCGAUUGGAAACCUUUCGUCGCGUCGACCGAUGGGCACCCAAACCGUCAGCAAUAAGCGAGGUGGAAUGGGCUAAGCGCGGCUGGAUAUGUACAGAUGUGGCCCGGGUAACAUGUGCUGGGAAUUGUGGUGGGUCGGUUGUGGUCAAGCUCCCGGAUGAGCUGGAUGAGUUGGAUGGGUUUGAUGCUGAAAAGGUGCAAGAGAGGAAGGAAGUUCGAGCCAAACUUGUGGACGAAUACGCGGAAAGGCUGGUCAAGGGGCACGGGGAGACUUGUCCGUGGAGGAACAAGGGCUGUGAUGCUACUAUCCAUCGAUUGCCGCUAGCAAACCCCGAAAUAGCUAUCUCCGGCCUAGAAAAACGAUACUCAAACCUCGUGAAGAUGGCCGAUCAAUUGCCGGCCACAGACGUCAUCCAAACGCCUAAGUCCUUCGAUCUCGACACGCUCAUUAAGAUACUUCCAGCAAGCUUCAACGGGUCCGACGAAAGUACGCGCACGCAGAGCAUUGAGAGCAAUACUGAGGGUGAAGAUGGGAAAGAGAACGCGCAGAACUCUGAGCCUGAGCCAUCUGUUCUCAAGAACGCCUUCAUACUAGCAUUCUUCGGCUGGGACUCAGUCCCCGACGGGACAGCUGGUCUGGUCGGCUGUAGCGUGUGUUUCCGGAGAUUGGGCCUGUGGAUGUACAAACCAAAGCCCAACGGCGAUGAAGCUCUUUACGACUCAUUGGAAGUGUUGAAUGAGCACAUGGAUUAUUGUCCUUGGGUGAACGGAAAGGCUCAGAGCGGAACGGGACGGGCCACCGAGAAAUCAGAGGGCCUACGUUGUGGCUGGGAGCUGCUGGGCCAGGCGCUCAAUGUGCGCCAUCGUCGACUGAAUCGUUCGACCAUCUCGGGAGACAGUCGUGCUGUCUCUGAGGUACCAUCCACGGAUGAGCUUGUGGCGGACGAUAUCAACCCCGAGGUUAAAAAGGCCAGUGACCGGGAAUGGUGGGCCAAGUUACGCCGCAUGCGACAGGUUUUGAACGUCGGUUCGCCUAGAAAGAAGCCGGCCACGAAGUGAUAUUCUCAUUAUAUUGUUUUUUCUGCACAUGAUACUCCUCAUCUGGUUGUUAAUGCAGCGUGGCGUUCGGGCAUUCUCAUAUCUAUCUUCUCGAUAUCCUCAUUCCUACAUUAGUUAUGCUAUAGCGAGCCUUUUCCUACGCCUCGAUAACUUAGAAUACAUCAUACUAAAUCAAGAACGAAAGGAGAGCAGAAGUUAUCAUUUACUCAACGCAUUGCUUUGAAGCCAGAUGCUCAAUCCACCAAUCGUAAGUAAGGUGAAGAUUAUAAGCACCCAUUGCGCCUGCCCUCUCUUUCCCUUCCGCUUGUACAUCUCCCAGCCCGGUCCUGAGCGGCCUGGCAAAGGCAGAAAAGUAAC
Messenger RNA from Aspergillus piperis CBS 112811, 2052 nucleotides. RefSeq lists its product as uncharacterized. Gene Ontology annotation, cellular component: nucleus. Bases 364 to 1695 code for a protein of 443 amino acids. NCBI's taxonomy places the organism in Eukaryota, Fungi, Ascomycota, Eurotiomycetes, Eurotiales, Aspergillaceae. The transcript is spliced from 3 exons. The record is from RefSeq and is a predicted model, not a curated record. Gene Ontology annotation, molecular function: zinc ion binding.